Molecule: messenger RNA, 1231 nt
Organism: Prosopis cineraria
Lineage: Eukaryota; Viridiplantae; Streptophyta; Magnoliopsida; Fabales; Fabaceae
Product: thioredoxin-like protein CDSP32, chloroplastic
Exons: 1
Coding region: 222-1130 (302 amino acids)
Molecular function (GO): oxidoreductase activity, acting on a sulfur group of donors, disulfide as acceptor
Source: RefSeq, a predicted model, not a curated record
AAAAUAGAGAAAACGGAAAGAGAAAAAAAAAAAAAAUCGGAGAAGAGGGAGGGCGUGUGAAGUGUGAACAAUGGGAACCACACGCCUGGGCAGCGGAUAUGAUUUUUGAGCCGGGGCAAGAUGGCAGCGCCCUCACUCCUUCCAUUGCUAUUUCUUGACGCAGGUUAUAGUUGAAAGGCCAAGUGAUUAGCCUUUCCUACGAUAUCCGAAUCCCUGCUUCUAUGGCUUCCAUCUCCAAUUUCGCAGUCAAAUCACCCUUCUCCCUCUCCGCCCACUGCUCCAGGCUCAUCCCCUUUCAUUCCCGUUCUUCUUCUUCACCUUUUCUGACGCCACACACUUCUUGCCCGCCAGCAGCACUCAAAGUCAAAACUCCUCACCACACCCGCUUAAUCACAAGGGCCACCGCUGCCCCUGGCGCCAAGAAGAUUGAAAGCGACGAGAGAGUCCAAAAAGUUCACAGCAUCGAAGAAUUCGACCAAGCACUUCGAUCGGCCAAAGACAGACUGGUGGUGGUCGAAUACGCGAGCAGGACCAGCUACGAGAGCAGCAAAAUAUACCCUUUCAUGGUGGAACUGAGCCGAUCGUGCAGCGACGUCGACUUCAUUCUGGUAAUGAGCGACGAAUCAGAAAAGACGAAAGAGCUGUGCAGGAGAGAAAAGGUGGAAAAAGUGCCUCACUUCAGCUUCUACAAGAGCAUGGAGAAGAUACACGAAGAGGAAGGGAUCGGUCCGGAUCAGCUGAUGGGUGACGUGCUAUACUACGGGGACAACCACUCUGGAGUGGUACAGCUGCAUAGCAGGGAUGAUGUGGAGAAGCUGAUAGAGGAUCACAAGGCCGACCACAAGCUGAUCGUUCUGGACGUGGGGCUCAAGCACUGCGGGCCCUGCGUGAAGGUGUAUCCCACGGUGCUCAAGCUGUCCAGGCAAAUGGCUGACUCGGUGGUGUUCGCCAGGAUGAACGGGGACGAGAACGACAGCUGCAUGCGGUUUCUGAGAGACAUGGACGUGGUGGAGGUGCCUACGUUUUUGUUCAUCAGAGACGGUAAGAUUAGUGGAAGGUACGUGGGUUCUGGAAAAGGUGAACUUAUCGGGGAAAUUCUGAGGUACCAAGGGGUACGCGUCACUUAUUAGAUGUCUGGCUCGACUUCUGCCAUGUCCUGAUAAAUGUCAUUAUACAUCCACCAAAUAGUGGAGGUACUGCAUUAUUCUUGAAUCCUGAGACUUGAUAACCA